Molecule: messenger RNA, 2740 nt
Organism: Carcharodon carcharias (great white shark)
Lineage: Eukaryota; Metazoa; Chordata; Chondrichthyes; Lamniformes; Lamnidae
Gene: slc5a8l
Product: solute carrier family 5 member 8, like
Exons: 16
Coding region: 143-1990 (615 amino acids)
Biological process (GO): sodium ion transport; propanoate transmembrane transport
Cellular component (GO): membrane
Molecular function (GO): organic acid:sodium symporter activity
Source: RefSeq, a predicted model, not a curated record
UUUCCCUUGUCUUGUUUGCCCAGCUCAGCUUCAUUUUGUCACACUUCUCCAGUCUGAACUCCAUUUGCCACUUUUCUGCCCAUCUGACCAGCGUGUUGAUAGCUUCCUGCAUGUACAACUCCCACUUUUCUUCUGCUUGGAAAUGUCCAUCCCUGGCACUCCUGUGGCUCAGUUCACUGUGUGGGAUUAUGUGGUGUUCAUCGUCAUGCUUCUCAUUUCUGCAUCCAUUGGAAUCUAUCAUGCAGUUAAAGCCAGAGGCCAGCAAUCCAACAGCCAGUAUCUGUUGGGGGGCAGGCAGCUAACGGCAGUGCCUGUCGCCAUGUCCCUUACCGCCAGCUUUAUGUCUGCAGUUACAGUGAUUGGGACACCAGCGGAGGUUUACCGCUAUGGCGCCAUCUUCUUGAUCUUCUGCUUUAACUAUGUUGUAGUGACCAUCGUCAGCGCUGAAAUCUUCCUGCCUGUAUUCUACAGACUCAACAUCACCAGUACUUAUGAGUAUUUAAGUAUGAGGUUCAACAAGCCAGCUCGAUACAUUGGGACCUCUUUCUACAUCAUUCAAACAGUGCUGUACACUGGGAUUGUCAUUUAUGCCCCUGCAUUAGCAUUAAAUCAGGUAACUGGACUUGAUCUCUGGGGCAUUCUUGUUGCAACAGGUCUUGUCUGCACCCUUUACUGCACUCUGGGUGGUCUGAAAGCUGUGGUAUGGACUGAUGUGUUCCAGAUGGGGAUUAUGAUCUCUGGGUUUAUGGCAGUGAUAAUCCGAGGCGUGGUUAUCCAAGGAAGCUUUGAACGGAUCUGGAAUAUUUCGUAUCAUGGAGGAAGACUCAACUUUUGGGACUUUGAUCCAGACCCCUUAAGACGACAUACCUUCUGGACGAUCAUGGUUGGUGGGAGUUUUAUGUGGACGGCAAUUUAUGGUAUCAAUCAGUCUCAGGUCCAACGGUACAUCGCUUGUAAAAACCAGUGUGAGGCUAAACUGUCUCUCUACCUUAACAUGGUCGGCCUGUGGAUAACAGCCAUAUGUGCAGUGUUCACUGGGCUCACUAUGUACUCCAACUAUCACCAGUGCGAUCCCCUGACAAUGAAACAAGUCAAAGCACCAGACCAGUUGCUCCCAUACCUGGUAAUGGAAACCCUGCACGAUUUUCCUGGUGUUCCAGGAAUCUUUGUUGCAGCUGCAUACAGCGGGACUUUGAGUACGGUUUCCUCCAGUAUCAAUGCAUUGGCUGCUGUCACAGUGGAGGACCUCAUCAAACCUCACACCAGUUUAUCAGAUCAGAAACUUUCUUGGAUCGCAAAGGGACUCAGCUUAAUGUUUGGAAUCAUCUGCAUUGGAAUGGCUGCAUUAUCCUCUCUCAUGGGAAGCGUGCUCCAGGCUUCCCUCACUAUUUUUGGGGUUGUUGGUGGUCCACUGCUAGGAUUCUUCCUUUUGGGCAUGAUAUUCCCUUGCGCUAAUGCAACUGGUGCAAUAUCUGGUCUUGCUGUCGGUUUCCUAUUGACUCUAUGGAUAGGAAUUGGUGGACAGAUCUAUCCCCCACUACCCGAUCAAACGCGACCUUUACCCCUCAGCAUAGAAGGAUGUCUUGUCAACAUUACUGAGCUCCCAGAGCCAGUGACAGGAAGCCCCUGGACAACAAUAAACCCAGUUUCAGAGCUGAACUCCAGGCCAGCAAUUGCAGACACUUUGUAUUCAAUCUCGUACCUUUACCUGAGCCCAUUAGGAACCAUGGUUGUCUUGAUUAUUGGGUUCAUAAUCAGCUUGCUGACAGGAGGAAGGAAGAACAAGGUGGACGAGAAACUCCUGAUUGUAAAGAGAGAUCUGCUGUGCUGCUUCAGGUCUGCCAAAACAAAUGUUCACUCAAAGACUGAGAUCACCAAGGAGAAUUUGCAUGGAAUAGCCGAUAGUGGAAAGGACAACCCCACCUUCAGUGACCAGGAACUCAACUAUUCUGAGAAAGAGAAUCACAUUCAAUCCACAACACGUUUAUAGCAAGCUCAUUGACCUCCUCUGAUAAAAGUGUAGUGAGCCAGUCAUCAGGCUUCGGGGAUUUCAUUUCCCCUACCUAGUGCACUGGAUAUGUCCGUGUAAAAACGCUUUGUGCACUGUUUCAAGGAUCACUGGAUUUGAAAUUCCACAAAGCUCUUCCAGCCUUCUCAGUACUACUCUUAACCACAGUGUAAAUAGAAUUUUCCACUGCUCUUCCUGUCCAAUCUCACCAGCAGAAGCAGCUCCUCUCACCAACCUGCAUCUUUCUUAGGUUCAAAGUUAGGAUGACCUUACAUGUCCCACAUUAAAAUCAAUCUUCUACAGUUUUGACCACUCACUUAUACUGACCCUUUGCAAAUUUCUGCUUCCAUCAAUUUUCUGUGCCACCCAACUUAGUAUCACCAACGAAAUUAAUGGUGUGGCUCUCCAUUCCUUCAGCAAUACAGUGAAAAGCUGAGAUCCCAGGACAGAUCCCUGAGGGACACCAUUAUUCACAUUCUACCAUUUGGAGUACAUGCCUAUUUUUCUCUCUGUUUCCCAUCUCCUAAUUCCCCUCCCAAUUUCAAUAGGUUGCCUCCAAUUCCAUGCACUUUAAUUUUUGCCAUACUUUCUUGCAUGCAAUCUUAUUGGAUGCCUUUUGUUAGCCCACACAAACAACAUCCAUAGACAUUCCCUUGUCGAUAGGGGUGAAAAUGGUUGAAGACAAAAAGGUCUGAAAAUUUUUUGUGACAAGGAAUCAUAGCACUUUUUAUG